Molecule: messenger RNA, 5888 nt
Organism: Dicentrarchus labrax (European seabass)
Lineage: Eukaryota; Metazoa; Chordata; Actinopteri; Moronidae
Gene: plcg2
Product: phospholipase C, gamma 2
Exons: 33
Coding region: 189-3941 (1250 amino acids)
Biological process (GO): phospholipid catabolic process; phosphatidylinositol-mediated signaling; positive regulation of epithelial cell migration
Molecular function (GO): protein binding; phosphatidylinositol-4,5-bisphosphate phospholipase C activity
Source: RefSeq, a predicted model, not a curated record
AAUGCAAGUUAACUUUUACUUCCUUGUACACACAGAUAGAGGAACUGACCGUUUUGCGGCUGGCCUUUUUGUCAACACUCUACAUCCUCUCCGCCUUCAUUUCAUAACCUUCAAAUCAUGAUCAGAUAGAAAACGAGCGCCAACGUUGCGGAGCUGAACACAGUCGAUUUCACUUGUAAGCUGCAGAGAUGGCUUCUUGGGGGCAGCAGGGCGAGAUGACGGAGUACAAGAAGAUUCUGAUCAAACGGGACAUGGAGAUGGGCGUGGUCAUGACAGUGUUUCGGCAGAAGGCAGAGCGGCUCACUGUGCAGGUCAUCAUGGAGACCCGGCAGGUGGCAUGGACACGCACCGCAGAUAAGACCGAUGGUGUCUUGGACCUGUUUGAGAUCAGAGAGGUUCGUCAAGGGAGGAACUCCAAGGACUUUCAGCGCUUUAAAGAUGGCAAGGACAAACACGAUGAAAACACCUGCUUCACAAUUUUCUACGGAUCACUGUUUGUUCUUAACACCCUCAGUCUGGGAGCUGAUUCUGCGGAAGAGGCACAAAAAUGGCUGACGGGACUAGAUCUGCUAAGGAAAGAGACACUGAUGGCUCCAACUCCAGUUCUCAUAGAGAGUUGGCUGAGGAAGCAGAUGUAUUCUGUCAAUCAGACCAAAACAAACAGCAUCUCCAUGAAGGAGCUGAAGGCUCUGCUUCCUUUGCUCAACUACAAGGUCCCCAGCUCUCGAGCUCUCAAAGACAAAUUCCAGGAAGUGGGAGCAAAGAAAGACCGCCUGGACUUUGAGCAGUUUCAUAAAUUGUACAACCAUAUAAUGUUUGAACAGAAUGAGAUCCUUGACGAGUUCAAAAAGGAAUCAUGUGCUUUUAUUCUGGGUAACACAGAUAAACCAGAUGCCUCAGCAGUUCUGCUCCAUGACUUUCAGCGGUUCCUCAUCUAUGAGCAAAAGGAAACCUGGGCCAAUGAUCUGAACCAGGUCAGAGAACUGAUGACCACCUUCAUUGACGACACCAUGAGGAAAACCAAUGAUCCAGAGUUCACCGUCAGCGAGUUCCUCAGUUUCCUGUUUUCCAAGGAGAACUCUGUGUGGGACGAGAAGUUCUCAGAGAUCAGCAACCUGGACAUGAACAACCCUCUCUCCCAUUACUGGAUCAACUCCUCACACAACACCUACCUGACAGGUGAUCAGCUUCGCAGUGAGUCGUCUACAGAGGCUUACGUACGCUGCCUGCGUCUGGGAUGCCGCUGUGUUGAAUUGGACUGCUGGGAAGGGCCUGGGGAACCAAUCAUUUACCACGGCUGGACCAGGACGACCAAGAUCAAGUUUGAGGAUGUGGUCAAAGCCAUUAACGAUCACGCUUUUGUGACUUCAGAGUACCCAGUGAUCCUGUCCAUAGAGGAGCAUUGCCCUUUAGAGCAGCAGCGUCAGAUGGCUCGUAUCUUCAGAGAUGUGUUUGGAGACAAACUGCUGACUGACCCUGUGGAACAGAUGGCUGAGCAGCUACCUUCACCUACACAGCUGAAAGGCAAGAUCAUACUCAAGCACAAGAAGCUCACUGUGGAGGGAGCAGGAAUCAGUAAAGACUUCAGGAAGGGGCAGAAACAGGGAGACCUGGAGAUGUGGGACCCUGUGGAUCAGCGGUGGAACAGGCACUACUGUGUGAUCUCUAAUGACAAGUUGUACUACGCAGAGGAGUAUGAGCAGGAGGAAGAGGAUCCCAAGAAGUUCCAGGACCUGCACAUUUCAGAGCCGUGGUUUCACGGUCGCAUGAAGGAAGGCAGGCUGAUGGCUGAGCGACUGAUCCAAGAUUACUGUGCGGAGACUGGGGGAAGAGAUGGCACCUUCUUGGUCCGAGAGAGUGAUACCUAUGUGACAGACUUCACCCUCUCGUUCUGGCGCAGUGGGAGGGUCCAGCACUGUCGUAUUCGCUCAGGCUCAGAGGGGGGGCACACUUUCUACUACCUGACGCCAAACCUACACUUUCCCAGCGUGUACUCCGUGAUCCAGCACUACAGAGACAACCCACUGCGCUGCCAAGACUUUGAGCUGCGUCUCACCGAUGCUGUACCACAGCCCAACCCACAUCUACAUGAAGGGUGGUUCUACAGUAACCUGAGCAGAGGUCAGGCGGAGGAUUACCUGCUGAGGAUUCCCAGGGAUGGAGCUUUCCUCAUCCGACAGAGAGAAGGAGAACCAGACUCCUUCGCUAUCACAUUCAGAGGAGACGGUAAGGUGAAACACUGCCGGAUCCAGAAGGAAGGCAACAUGUACCUGCUGGGCACCACUACAGAGUUUGAGAGCCUGGUGGAGCUGGUCAACUACUUUAAGAAGAAGCCGCUGUAUCGCAAGAUCAAGCUUCGUUACCCAGUCACCCCCGAGCUGGUGGACCGCUUCAGCACAGAGAAAGACUGUGCCUCUCUGUACGAGAUGAAGACAUACGUGGAACCCAAUGAGAUUGAGCCCUUACUGCCUCAAAGUACAGUUAGGGCUCUAUAUUGCUACCAGUCGAAAAGGCCAGAUGAGCUCAGCUUCACUAAAGGAGCUUUGAUACACAAUGUAACAAAGGAGAAUGACGGCUGGUGGAGGGGCGACCAUGGUGGAAAAGUGCAGCUGUUCUUUCCAUCCAACUAUGUAGAGGAAUUGAGCAACAACACCAAACCUGAGACCAAAGACCAGGACAUGGAAGACAACCCACUAGGUGAACUAUGUAAGGGUGUUGUGGACAUCUCCAAGUGCAACAUCCAGAACUUGAAGAAUGGCAAAAGCGGGAUGCCCCAUGUGCUGACCCUGCAGGACAUGGAGCAGGACAGUCUGCAGUUUGACCUGGCUGCAGGCUCUCUGGAGGAGCUGUUUGAAUGGUACCAGGUGGCCUGGGACAUUACUCAGAGAGAGAUGAGCAAGCAGUACCACAGGGAGCAAGAGAUCAGACAGCAGGAGGAAGUGGAGAAGAAGGCAGAGGUUGCCAUGGAGAUGUCUGACCUGGUGGUCUACUGUCAGCCACGCAGCAAGGAGAAGGACCGCUUUGACAGCUACACCUACAAAGAGAUCCGCUCCUUCAUGGAGAACAAGAUCCCGGGAAAGAGCCGCACCAAGGACUUCCUUCAGUACAACUGCAAGGCUCUGAGUCGGAUCUACCCGAAAGGUCAGCGCGUGGAGUCCUCCAACUACGACCCUUACCCACUGUGGGCUGUUGGCUGUCACAUGGUGGCUCUCAACUUCCAGACUGCAGAUAAAUACACCCAGUUGAACAGCGCCCUCUUCAGUCUGAAUGGACAUACUGGUUACGUGCUGCAGCCGGAGCUCAUGCGCGACGAUGGCUACAACCCUCAGCAGGAGAAGAAGAAGGUCAAGUACAACAUUGUGGUCAGGGUGAUUGCAGCCAGACACCUUCCUAAACCCGGCCGCAGCAUCGCCAGUCCAUUCGUGGAGAUCGAGCUGUGCGGACACACAGAAGAGAAGUUCAAGACCAUCGUCUAUCGUGAUAACGGUCUGAACCCAGUGUGGAAAGCCCCAGCAGAGCCUAUAGUCUUCACCGUGUACGAGCCUGAACUCACCUUCCUGCGCUUCGUCGUCAACGAGGAGGACAUGUUCUCAGACCCCAACUUCCUGGCUCAGGCCACAUAUCCUGUCAAAGGCAUCCGCUCAGGUUACCGCUCUGUUCCUCUAAAGAACGGCUACAAUGAAAACUUAGAGUUAGCCUCUUUGCUGGUCCACAUCAGCGUACAGCAAGCGGGGAGAGCUGAGGAGGAGCUGUACUCGUCCUCCAGCCAGCUGAGGAAAAAGCAGUCUGAGCUCAGCAGUGAACCUUUCCUGUAUGACACACACACCAACAUUCGUGCUGCCGCCCCUCGCCAACAGAACCACCUCACAAGAGAGGUCAGCACAAGCGAGAGACACAGGACAAGAGAAAAGAAGAUAAACAACAGUAAGUUCUACUCCUGAGGAAUCCGCAGAACCUCGCCUGUCCACGCCCUUCCUGCCUGAUCGGUGGAGAAGUGCCGACUAAAGAUCUGCUUACUAAAGGAAUUGUGAUCUGUGUAGUUAAGAGUUUUCCAUUUGUGACAUAUUAUAAUUUUUCAUUUCCAUGCCAAAAAUCCAAUGUUCCCCCAAACCGUUUUUUAUUUAUUUAAAGGUUAUAUAUAUGAAAUUCACUUGCUGCUGUAUGUCACUCUAGAGCACCAGAAUCUCACUCCACAACAGAAACAAAACUCACUAAAACCGACUUCAUUAGUCUUUCCACGGUCUUCAACAAUCACCAACGCUGGUUUAAUUGAAAUAAACCCUAAAUUCAACGAGUUAUAUGUAAAAAUUAUUAUAAAAAAUGGCUCCAAUGGCAAUAACAAGUAAGCUAACGUUAGGAUCCCUGCAUCGACCUUUCAACCAGAAAAAGCUGUAAUAUUGCUAUUCAUAUUAUCACUCACUAACAGACUCCGUAGACAGAAACAGCUGGCAUAUCAUUGUAACAUCAUAACUUCAUUCAAAGCAGGUAUGGAUCGAUACCACUUUUUCAUGUCUGAUACAAUACCAAUCCAAUACUGUCUUUUACCCUCUGAUGAAGAACUAAGCUGUUAAUAUACAUUUGUGUGGAUGCCCUUGUUUAACCUAGCCAUCUAAAAACAUCAUGCUCUAACUGUGAAAAAAAUAUUCUUCAACCUUGAAGGAAGAAAUACAUAGCCCAAAAUUUUAAGUCUUUAUGUCUAAUAGUUUUAGGCUAAAGGAUCGCAUUGGAUCAUACAUCAUUUUUUCCUCCAAUAUCUGAUCCAGUGAUUUUUGCCAGUAUCAGACCAGUAGAAGUAUCAGAUUGGAUCAGAACUGGUUUAGCCAGAAACAGCUGUAAUAUCACUAUCACUCUCUACCAGACUCCAUGGACAAAAAUGGUCAUUUUACCUCACAUAACAUCGUAACAUCCUAACUUUGUUAGUCUUUCCACUGUUCCAACAAUGACCAACUCUGGUUUAGUGGAAAUAAAGCCUUAAUUCACUGAUGUAGAUGAUAAAAACAGCAGUUUCAGUCCCUCUACUCAGGUGCACACAGAGCAGACCGGCUAUGGAAACAAACCACAGAGAGGCUGCGAUAGCAACACAGACAGAGGGAGUGUGACACCAUGAUUCCACUGUAUCUUUACAUAGAGAAUAGUUGUUUGCUGCUACAUUAAUGUUCUAAAUCUCAUAUAUAUAUAUAACCUUUAAGAAACUUAAAGUCUUAAUAUUUUCUCAGAUAUAGAAAUAUUGGAAAAUAUGAACAUACUUCUCAGGGAGUUAUUUUUCCCAAAGCCUUCUUGGAAAUUUAUACAAAACCAUUAACUUAAGCAGAACUGGGUGAGGCAGGUUGAGGGAGAGUGAGUCGUUUGACUCCUUUAUGACAGAUAAGAUGGGAGGUUGAGGUAAGAUAGGAGGUCCCCACAGACAGCCAGUGUAGUUUUAACAACCUGGAUGGGUCUGUAUUCAAACUGCAUGAUGUUAGAGAUGGGCAACACUCUUGCAUAGAUUCUAUUUAUUUUCAAUUAAAAAAGAGUGUCCACUAACUGAAGUAAUAGUACAGUAGACUGUUCUUCUGCUGAGGAGCUUGUGUUCCAUCUUUUUUGUGUCUGAUUUCAUAUGCUGAAUAGUGUAAGAGAGCAUGGGGGGGGGGGGCACCGGCGGCUGUGUGAGUCCGAUGACAUGAGUGAUGUUUUUGCUGUGUAUUUUCACAAGUGUGACAUUAUUUUCUCUGUGUGGUCAUGUGUAUCUUUUGAGUGAAGUCAGAUUGAUGAAAGCAGGUGACUCGAUCCAGUGUAAUGAAAACAUUGCAUGUAUUUAAUUGGAAGCCUGAUGAUGUUUAUAGCUUUUCUAUAAUUCCUCUGUGGCCUUCUUAUAAAUUGAGUCAAUAAAGUAUGCUUGGUGAACUAUA